AAUAAAGCCGUGGUUUACGCGAGUACCCGUACUUACUGUACUCGAGUACCGCCGGUCUUUAGUUGUCCCGCACCAGCGUUCAGGGGACCUUCAUCCCCGGUCGCAUCGCAUCGCAUUCGCAUACAGUAUAAUUGCUUCGUACAAGACUUGUACGUCCCCAAACAGGGAGUUGCACAGAGCUUCAAUGACGUGUGUGGUUUUAUGGGCAUCUCGAAAAGUCAAGAAGCUAGAGACUAGAACGUGGGGCACUGGCAAGAUAUCACAGCGCAUUGGAAUUUCGAGGCUCAAAGAAACUCAGAAAGCUUGUGCUUGCACUGAUCACGGCCUUUAAGCUUGAGCUUCUACGCCGAGGUGGCCUGUGGCCUGUGGCCUGUGGCCUUGCGAUCAACACCAACUCCAACUCCAUCACCAUCCAUCCCCAAACCCCAUCGCACUCUUUUUUAGCAAAGACGAGGUUUGAAAGCCACCUCUUUUUGCGCAUCCAAGAAAACUUCCCAUAAAAUGACCACAUAACGGAAGAAGCCGAACGUCGCAUCAUGUCGAGUCUAGACCAAAUAGUGAAAGGAGCUCCUCCACCAGGCACCAAUUGCGAUCCCCCUCCAACAACUCCUAUCAUCGUCACCGAAGCUCCAAACUCCUCUUCUCUAUCAGAUCCUCUGGCAAAUCUGCCAUCAUCUCCGCCCCAAAUUUAUCUAAACCUUUUGAUUCUCGAAGCAUCUCUACGAGCGCAAUGGCUUCAACUCCGAACCCGCCGGCGGCAGCAUACAUUCUUCCUUACACUUCUCGGUUUAUGGCUAGCAUACUUCAGCUACGCCCUUUUCUUCCAGCCAAGAGAAGAUGGUAGAGGGGUGGGAGGCUCGGUGUACUGGGUUGUGGAAGUUACAGAGAAGGUGUGUUUGGGUGGUGGCAUAGUCACAGGCAUAUUGGUAUGGGGAACGGGAACAUGGUCGAGGGGAAUACGAUGGCCCCGAAGAUGGGUAUACACCACGAAUCGCGGACUUCGAGUUUUCAACUGCAAACUGGUUGUGAUAAAACAACCCAUGUGGGGAGAGAUAGCAUCGACAUUAUCAUUUCUGUUCUCGUACGGACUUUUUUCCGGCAGCAGCGGUAGUUCAUAUCGAUUCGUCGACUACACAACAUUGAAAGAGUCCGAGAAGGCGCAAGAAAAGGGGACCCAUCACGCUUUACCAAAUAUAAGCGAAAACGAUGUAGACGGGCGCGAGGAGGACUUGGAGCCUGGAGGGGACUAUAUCAAACUUCUACUCCUUCCGAAACCCUUCUCUCCGAAUUUCCGCGAGAACUGGGAUAUAUAUCGAACCGAAUACUGGGAGAAAGAGAAUGAGCGUCGUGCUCAACUCCUUAACAUGAUGAAAGCCCGCGAUAGAAAACUCGCAAAGGAACAAGGUGGUUGGCUAUGGUGGACCGGAUAUCGAGGAUGGAAUAGAGGAAAGGCUUCUGAUUUGGAAAAGGUGCAACACCAUUCUUCUGUCCAUCGUCAUGGCUCAGAGAAGGACCAGAAACGUACACGAAGUGGCAGUGUUCGGGAUCGAUCGCAUUCCCGCAAUUCUUCUAGGAGCGCGACACCACUUCUGGAAGCCGAAGAUGGACACUCCACCAGUCGUCGGACUCGACGGGGCAGUAACGCAUCAUCUGCCUCUGAGAGACGAAAAAAGAAGACCACUAGUUCAGGAACGAAACUCACUCCUUCAGGUUCUCGUUCGGUCACCCCCGAAGUUCGCUCUCCCUUAGUCAGGGAGAGCAGUUUUACGAGUAUCAGUUCUGUGGAGUUGGAUCGUCCUGGUUCAGCUGGAGGAGAGAGUGGUGCCUCGGGAUCUUCUACCAAAGUGGCUGGGACUGAUUCAGCGAAAUCCAGCUUGUCGAGAGCGACGGGGAUAAAACCUGGGGGCUUGAAGAGGGGGAGUGUGAGGGGGAAAUAG
Hymenoscyphus albidus is the source of this 1937-nucleotide messenger RNA. The record is from the annotation of a GenBank genome assembly. NCBI's taxonomy places the organism in Eukaryota, Fungi, Ascomycota, Leotiomycetes, Helotiales, Helotiaceae.